GGCGGGCGGCGGCGGGAGCGAGGCGCCGGAGCCGCGGCGCAGGCAUUGCAGCAGAGCCCCGAGCGCAGGCGGCGGCGCGGCGGGGACGGCUCGGCCCACGCCCGCCUGUGGCCUCGCGUCCGCGCCGCGCUGAGGAGAGAGCUCGCCGGCGCCGGGGGAGUCGGGCGCGGCGCCUCCGCGGAGCGAGCCUGCCGGAGCCUGAGCCCGGGCGCGGAGCCGGCGCCGGGGAAAUGUUUGGAUUGUGAGCUAUUUCAGAGCUCUGUUCUCAGGACUCAUUAUUUUAACAUUUCGGAGAAACACUUCCAGAAGACUGAAGGAGGAGCAGGGAAUCUGAAGACUCCAGAUGACAUCAGAGUUACUUUUCAACAGCCUUCUCAGUUUCCUUUCUCAGAAAGCAGAGACUCAAACCUAGGAGGUAGAGGACAUAAAAUGUGCUGGAACUUGUUACCAGUGGUGGCUUGGCAGCUAUGAGAUGGAGAUGCUUACUCAAGGAGAAGUCAUUUUAUUUGUGGAUACUUGAACACUGAUAUUUGCAUUUAAUGAACAAAAGAUGAAAAAGGAGACUCAAGAUAUUCACUAAGGAUUAUAUCUGCUUGCUGCUGCAGACCUAUGUAUUAAGGAAUUCUGCUUUUUCUUGCUUAAGAGUUGAUCAGCUCUGUGUCAAACUGCAUCGGAGUUUGCUUGCCUCUUAUCUUGUCAUUGCCAGAAGAAAUCCUGUUCAGUAUGUAACAGUACAUCACUGUCUAAUUGCUAUGGAAGGUGAUAAACUGACACUCACUUAUUAAAGCUAUAUCUCACUCACCCACGGAAAACCAUUCUUUAAAGUGAACAGAAACCUAGCCCUCGUGACACUUCUAUUGAACAUGACUCAUGGAGAAGAGCUUGUCUCUGAUGUGCACCAGGAUUCUGUUGUUUUAACUUAUCUAGAAGGAUUACUAAUGCAUCAGGCAGCAGACGGAUCAAGUACUGCCAUUGACAAAAAGUCUGCUGGGCAUAAUGAAGAUCAGAACUUUAACAUUUCUGGUCAUGCAUUUCCUACCUGUCAGAGUAAUGGUCCAGUUCUCAAUACACAUACAUAUCAGGGAUCUGGAAUGCUGCAUCUCAAAAAAGCCAGACUGUUGCAGUCUUCUGAGGACUGGAAUGCAGCAAAGCGGAAGAGGCUGUCUGAUUCCAUCGUAAAUUUAAAUGUAAAGAAGGAAGCUUUGCUGGCUGGCGUGGUUGACAGUGUGCCUAAAGGCAAACAGGAUAGCACAUUACUGGCCUCUUUGCUUCAGUCGUUCAGCUCUAGGCUGCAGACUGUUGCUCUGUCACAACAAAUUAGGCAGAGCCUCAAGGAGCAAGGAUAUGCCCUCAGUCAUGAUUCUUUAAAAGAAGAGAAAGAUUUAAGGUGCUAUGGUGUUGCAUCAAGUCACUUAAAAACUUUGUUGAAAAAGAGUAAAGCUAAGGAUCAAAAGCCUGAUACCAAUCUUCCUGACGUAACUAAAAAUCUCAUCCGAGACAGGUUUGUAGAAUCACCUCAUCGCAUUGGACAAAGUGGAACAAAGGUCAUGAGUGAACCCUUGUCAUGUGCUGCGAGAUUGCAGGCUGUUGCAAGCAUGGUGGAAAAAAGGGCUAGUCCUGCCACUUCACCCAAACCUAGUGUUGCUUGUAGUCAGUUAGCAUUACUCCUUUCAAGUGAAGCUCAUUUACAGCAGUAUUCUCGGGAACAUGCUUUAAAAACACAAAAUGCAAAUCAAGUGGCAAGUGAAAGGCUUGCUGCUAUGGCCAGAUUACAAGAAAAUGGCCAGAAGGAUGUCAGCAGUUUCCAUCUCUCAAAAGGAAUGUCAAGCCAUCUUAAUGGUCAAGCAAGAACAUCAUCGAGCAAACUAAUGACUAGCAAAAGUACGACAUUUCAAAGUCCGAUGGGUAUUAUUCCUUCUUCCCUCAAAAAUGCAGGCUAUAAGAACUCACAGGAAAGAAACAACAUAAAACAAGCUGCAAAUAAUAGUUUGCUUUUACAUCUUCUUAAAAGCCAGACCAUAACUGCACCUAUGAAUGGACACAACCAUAGUGAGAGAGGAAGCAUUUUUGAGGAUAGUAGUACACCUACAACUAUUGAUGAAUACUCAGAUAACAACCCUAGUUUUACAGAUGAUAGCAGUGGUGAUGAAAGUUCUUAUUCCAACUGUGUUCCCAUAGACUUGUCUUGCAAACACAGAGUUGAAAAACAAGAACCUGACCAACCUAUUUCUCUGGAUAACUUAACACAAUCCUUGCUGAACACUUGGGAUCCAAAAGUCCCCAACAUAGAUGUUAAAGAAGAUCAAGAUACCUCAAAGAAUUCUAAGCUAAAUUCACACCAGAAAGUGACACUUCUUCAAUUGCUACUCGGCCAUAAGAAUGAAGAAAAUGAGGAAAGAAACAACAGCCCUCAGGAAGUGCAGAGUGAUGUAACAAAAUUCAAUAAACGGAUGUAUGCGAGGACUUCCGUAAUAGAAAGCCCCACCACACAUAGGACUACUCCUGUGAGCACUCCUCCAUUACUUGCAUCUACCAAAGCAGAGUCUCCCAUCAAUCUCUCCCAGCACUCUCUGGUUAUCAAAUGGAACUCCCCUCCAUACGCCUGCAGCACUCAGUCUGAAAAACCAAUAAACACCACAUCUAACCACUUGAUGGAUCUUACAAAGAGCAAAGAGUCGCAAGGAGAGAAACCAGUCCAGAAUGAAGGUACACAGAACUCUGCGACUUUCAGUGCCAGUAAACUGUUACAAAAUUUAGCGCAGUGCGGAAUGCAGUCUUCCACUUCAGGGGAGGAGCAGAGACCCAGUAAACAGCUGAGUGUAAAUACAGAUAAACCCAUAGCUAUGAUCGAUAGACUAAGUAGCCCUCUGCUCUCAAAUAAAACAAAUGCAGUUGAAGAAAGUAAAGCCUUCAAUAGUCAGGCAACGGAUUCUGAACCAAGACUUUCUGGUUCUGAAAUAGAAAAUCUGCUUGAAAGGCGCACUGUUCUCCAGUUGCUCCUGGGAAACCCCAACAAAGGGAAGAGUGAAAAGAAAGAGAAAAUUCCUUUGAGAGAGGAAAGUACUCAGGAACAUACAGAUAGAGCUUUAAGUGAACAAAUAUUGAUGGUAAAAAUAAAAUCUGAGCCUUGCGAUGACUUACAUAUUCACAAUACAGAUGUGCACUUGAGCCAUGAUGCUGAGAGUGCCCCAUUCUUAGGUAUGGCUCCCCCCAUACAGAGAAGUGCAACUGCCUUACCAGCUUCCGAGGACUUGAAAUCGGAGCCCCUUUCACCUCAGGAUUUUUCUUUCUCAAAGAAUGGUCUGUUAAGUCGACUGUUGAGACAAAAUCAAGAGAGUUACCUGCCAGAUGAUCUGGACAACAGUCACAGACAUAGUGAACUGACACUUCUGGAAUCAAAGAAUCUUUGCAUGGUCCCUAAAAAAAGGAAACUUCAUACUGAGCCAUUAGAAAAUCCAUUUAAAAAGAUGAAAAAUAGCAUCCUCGAUGCUGCCAACAGUCACGGAGCCCCAGAGGUGCUGUAUGGGCCCCUGAUUAACCAGCAAGAGCUGAAAUUUAGCAGAAAUGAUCUUGAAUUUAAAUAUCCUGCCAGUCAUGGUUCAGCCAGUGAAAGUGAACAUAGGAGUUGGGCGAGAGAGAGCAAAAGCUUCAAUGUUCUGAAACAGCUGCUUCUCUCAGAAAACUGCAUGAGAGAUUUGUCCCAGCACAGGAGUAACUCUGUCGUUGACAGUAAAAAGAGAGGACACAAAAAUAAUGUGACCAAUAGCAAACCUGAAUUCAGCAUUUCUUCUUUAAAUGGACUGAUGUACAGUUCUUCUCAGCCCAACAGUCCCAUGGAUAACAGGACAUUUCCAUACCCAGGAGUAGUAAAAACUCCCAUGAGUCCUCCUUUUCCUGACCACUUGGGCUGUGUGGGGUCUAGACCAGAAUCUGGGUGUUCCAUGACCAGUGACAAGGGACCCAUUAAGUGGGUUAUCGCAGACGUGGAUAAGAAUGAGUAUGAAAAAGACUCUCCGAGACUGACCAAAACUAACCCAAUACUGUAUUACAUGCUCCAGAAAGGAGGCAAUUCUGUUACCAGUCGAGAAACACAGGACAAGGACAUUUGGAAGGAGCCUUCAACUGCUGAAAAUGUCUCACAGGUUACAGUCAAAGAAGAGUUACUUCCUGCUGCAGAAACUAAAGCUUCUUUCUUCAAUUUAAGAAGCCCUUAUAAUAGCCAUAUGGGAAACAAUGCUUCUUACCCACAUAAUGCAAAUGGCGAAGUUUAUGGACUUAUGGGAAAUGUGCUAACAAUAAAAAAAGAAACAGAAUAAAAUUUAACCUGCUAUUCAGCUUUGGAUCUUUUUAAACCUAAUUAAUUGAACUUGAGAUCUGUAUAAAUAAGAGCAUGAUUUGAGAAAAGCAUGGUAUAAUUGAAACUUCAUUUUGAAGAGUAUCGGUAAUGUUUAAAUAUGCACACUGCUUUUUGCUUUACAUUAGAGUUCAUGAGGAAACUACUGAACUAUUGGUUGUUUAACACUUCUGUAUGCAUCAGAUAACUGUGAGUAGCCUAUGAAUGAAAUCUUUAUGAUCACAGAUAAUAGGCAUAAGUUAAAAUGUAAAUUUCCAUCCAUGGUGGAUAAAUGCAUUUUGCUGUCUUUAUGAGGGUACUCUAUUUUUAUUUCAGAAGUCAGCUUACAUAACAUUUUUUAAAGUCCAAAUCGUUAAAUAACUCUUUAAAGGAUAAUUAUUGAAUUAAAAACCAAAUUGUUAAAUAACUCUUUAAAGGAUAAUUAUUGAAUUAAAAACCUAAUGCUGAUUCACUUUUCAUUAUCCAAUUCAAAAAUAAAUUA
Molecule: messenger RNA, 4835 nt
Organism: Pipistrellus kuhlii (Kuhl's pipistrelle)
Lineage: Eukaryota; Metazoa; Chordata; Mammalia; Chiroptera; Vespertilionidae
Gene: NRIP1
Product: nuclear receptor interacting protein 1
Exons: 5
Coding region: 864-4316 (1150 amino acids)
Biological process (GO): regulation of transcription by RNA polymerase II
Cellular component (GO): nucleus
Molecular function (GO): signaling receptor binding; transcription coregulator activity
Source: RefSeq, a predicted model, not a curated record